Molecule: messenger RNA, 330 nt
Organism: Mangifera indica (mango)
Lineage: Eukaryota; Viridiplantae; Streptophyta; Magnoliopsida; Sapindales; Anacardiaceae
Product: GPI-anchored protein LLG1-like
Exons: 3
Coding region: 1-330 (109 amino acids)
Source: RefSeq, a predicted model, not a curated record
AUGGAGUUGGGGUUGAGUGGAAGCACGUGCUCAAUUCUCUUUGUAUUUCUGUUUGUGGGUUUGUCUUCUUCAGCUUUCAGUGCAGGUGAUGUCUUUGGCGGAAACCUUGGUCAAGCUAAGAAUGAUUGCACUGUGGACUUAAAGUCUCUGGAUUUCACCAUCCUCACAAGCCAAUGCAAAGGACCAAAUUUUGCAGCCGCUAGCUGUUGUAAGGCUUUUAAAGAAUAUGCUUGCCAUUGUGCCGAUGCAAUUAACGACUCAACAACAGAUUGCGCUACAGUCUUGUUCAACUACAUUAGGCAAAUGGGACAUUACCAUCCAGGCCGAUAG